AUGCCAUCCUUCUCCAACGACGUCUCCUAUCAAACCCCCACUCAUCCUCACUCCUUCGAUUCACCUCGCAAGUCGCACGACAAAACUCCUGUCAGAAACACCUUCCUGUGGACCAACUGGCCCAACGGCGACGCGAACCACGACGCUCCCCAGAAUGACCGCUAUCUCACCAAUCUGAAGAAUGGCAGCGCCUACUCGCUGAAUGGCCCCCGGUCGAGUGUCAGUUCCUACACGCGUGAUCCGCCGCAAUCCAACGGCAGCAUGCACUCUCUGGGCAAUGGAUCGGUCCGGGAUCCUCGAGAGUCCGGUCGGCCGUCUGCCAUGUUGGACCGGAAGUCGUUCGACGCGGGUCCCGGAGCGGGCUCCACGACCGCGUCUAUCUCGAGCCAACCGGUCAAUGGGGUCUCUGGCACUCCUCGGUCGUUCCCUGGGAAGCUGAUGGUCAACGGGGAUUCCCAUCGCCCGUCCGCCGAUGAGCCCUCCAUCUCAGACGUUGCAGCCAGCCCAUCGGCCUCGUUUUUACAGAUCCCGCAGCCAGAUGACACCGGCCGUCACUCCCCAGAUCCCGAUCGCUUAGCCCCGGGCUCGAAACAUAGCCAUCACCGCCACUCCUCUCCUCCAGCCCCUUCGGUGGCCGACGGUAGCCUGGCCUUAGACCCGCAGAGCCCCAGUGCACGGCAUCGACAUUCGCUGCAGGUACCCAGAGCCCCGAGCGUUCGGCGCACCAGCCGAGAGUACACCGAGGACACUGCGUUCAGCAGUGGCCGGUUGUCCCCGACGACGGGUGGCAUCCGGCGCACCUCCAUUGGCCUGAUUCGACGGGCAACGAAAACCCAGUCGGAUGGUCCUGCCGACGAAGCACUGCCCGAUGAAGAUGCGGCCCGCUGGGCUGAAGCCAUCAAGCAAAAACGAGCCUCGCGACGGCGACGGGAGGACGACGACGACGAGCGGGUCAUCGUGGGGACCAAGGUCGAUCAGAACCAUGUGAAUUAUGUCACGGCAUAUAACAUGUUGACUGGAAUUCGGUUCACAGUGUCGCGAAUCAAUGCGAAGAUGGAUCGGGAACUCACCCUUGCGGACUUUGAAGCCAAGCACAAGUUCUCCUUUGAUAUAACGGGGAAUGAGUUGAUUCCUUCCGCCAAGUACGACUUCAAGUUCAAAGACUACGCCCCGUGGGUGUUCCGACGUCUUCGCGCCAAAUUUCGAUUAGACCCCGCCGAUUACCUGAUGUCUCUGACGAGCAAGUACAUCCUGUCGGAACUAGGCUCGCCUGGAAAGAGUGGUAGCUUCUUCUACUUCUCGCGAGACUACAAGUACAUCAUCAAAACCAUUCACCAUGCGGAGCACAAGCUCCUUCGAAAGAUUCUCCCCGAGUAUUAUCGACACGUGGAAGAGAACCCCAACACUCUGAUCUCGCAAUUCUAUGGACUGCACCGUGUCAAGAUGGCCUAUGGUCGCAAGAUCCACUUCGUCGUCAUGAACAAUCUGUUCCCGCCCCAUCGGGAUAUCCACCAAACGUUCGACCUGAAGGGAUCGACAAUCGGCCGGGAUUUGCAGGAGUCGGACCUGGAGCGCAAUCCGCGAGCCACGAUGAAGGAUCUGAACUGGGUUCGGCGGAAUCGUCACCUGCAGUGUGGCCCCUCCAAGCGAGAUUUUUUCAUCGAGCAACUCAAACGCGAUGUCGAAUUGCUUAAGAAACUCAAAAUCAUGGACUAUUCUCUGUUGGUCGGCAUCCACGAUGUUGAACGGGGCAAUGAAGAAAAACUGCGCGACAAGACCCUCCAGGUCUUCCAACCUGGCGGUACGCGCGAGGAGGACACCAACCCCAAUAUGCUGAUGCGCACCCCGUCGAAAUUGGAGAACGAACGCAAGGCGCGGGAGCUUCGUAUGCUGAUCAAGCGCGAGCGACCGGUGCCCUUGGACAAAGCGGCGGCAAAGAUGCCCGAAGAGAUACUUGACGAGCGCAAGUAUCAUGUUUUCUACGCGGAUGACGGGGGCUUCCGAGCGACCCAUGAGAAUGGCCAACCCGGUGAAGAGAUCUACUACCUCGGGAUCAUCGACUGUCUGACUCACUAUGGAAUGACCAAGAAGAUCGAGAAUUUCUUCAAAGGCCUAUCCAAUGACCGUACUCAGAUUUCUCCUAUCCCUCCCGAGGGCUAUGGAGACCGCUUCAUUAAUUUCAUCAAAGGAAUCACCAUGUCCAAGGAAGAAGUGGAACGACGACGAGACUCCCAUGCCUCCGGCCGGCCGUCAGGCGAGAAGAGACGAUCUAGAUCUUCAUCUGUCGAGCGGACGAUGCAAGCAGCUGAGAAGGAGGCAGCAAAAGACGUGUCUGUUACACACCCUCGCACAUUAGCCACUGUCUGGGAUCCUGCAGAUGCUGGCGGCCCUGGUCCGACCUCGACUCUUCCGAUUGUGGAUGAAGCGGGCGAGGCAAGCAGUGUCGGGGGCCACAGCCAACACAGCCGACAUGGCCGGCCUGUUUCUGAUAAGGAUCUACCACCCGUCCCCCAGAAUGACCGGCCGCAACCAUCCAGCAAAGGCAAAGAGACUGAUUGGGGUAAGGGCUGGCCUUUGAGUCCGAACCACCAAUAA
Molecule: messenger RNA, 2595 nt
Organism: Penicillium alfredii
Lineage: Eukaryota; Fungi; Ascomycota; Eurotiomycetes; Eurotiales; Aspergillaceae
Product: 1-phosphatidylinositol-4-phosphate 5-kinase
Exons: 3
Coding region: 1-2595 (864 amino acids)
Biological process (GO): phosphatidylinositol metabolic process
Molecular function (GO): phosphatidylinositol kinase activity
Source: RefSeq, a predicted model, not a curated record